Messenger RNA from Cryptomeria japonica (Japanese cedar), 1023 nucleotides. RefSeq lists its product as uncharacterized. Lineage: Eukaryota; Viridiplantae; Streptophyta; Pinopsida; Cupressales; Cupressaceae. The coding region runs from base 1 to 1023 and encodes 340 amino acids. The transcript has 6 exons. The record is from RefSeq and is a predicted model, not a curated record.
AUGGCGGUUGCCAAAACUUCACCUCCCUGCCUACGUGGCAUCCGUACAGUACAGACGGAUGACUGUGCAAGCUACGUGGCAGAGGUACAGUGGCAGGCUGACGUGUUUGCUGAGCGGAGAGUUGAAGCUGCAGAGUGGAGCAAACCUAGUUUCAAGGCGAUUAGAAGGCUUGAGGUGAUUCGACAAGAAGUUCUUAUGCAUCCGACAGGAGAAAAAGAUGGGUUUACUAGAGAAGCUAUCAAGAAAUCCAAGGAGAAGAAGGCUCAGAUGGAAGUAGAGGAGAAAUCAAAGAAGCCUAAUACUGAACCGAUUCCCUCCAAGACAAAGCCUAAGGAGACUAAGUCUUCUCCUACUUCGUCAGACGAGGAAGCUGAGAAAGAAAAGAAGAAAGGAGAAUUUGUCAUAGUGGUUAGGAAAUCACAGUCUAGUGGUGCACAACAAAGCAAGAAGUCAAAAUCAGAACCUGCUCUAACCGAUAGGCCAAAAAGAGGAAGAAAGCUAAGGACAGAGCUUGAUGAAGAACUUGAAUCUGACAAGGUGGAAGAACGUAGCAUUCCAAAAGAUCUAUAUAAUAUUCUUGAUGCUAGAAGGCUAAAUGCAAGCCGAGUACAUAAAGAAAUGAACGAACAUGAAUUGAUCAAUAUCAGUGCUUGUAUUUCACAAGAAGAAGUUGAUAGACUCGUGGAGCAAGCCAACAAUAAGGAAUUCAUAAGAAAAAAAGGAGUAAACAAGAUUAUGAUUGGCAGGGUUGAGGAAGUCAUAAAAGAAAUUGAAGAGAUGUGGAAAAGGUUCUUAAAGAAUAAUCAGGGUGAAACUCAGACAAAGGCAGAUCCGGAAGUUUGGGCCAAUAUAACCCUUGAUGCAAAGGACAGUCAAAAUCCUCAGGCUGACAAGGGCAACCCAAAGAUGGUGGAAGGGAAAGUUGAAGAAGCCAAAGAGACACCAAAAGAUGUUACUGCACCAAGUGGUGACACCAGUGCAAAGGUUGAAGGAAAAGAGGAGUCUGAGAAGGACAAGGUAUAG